UGCCCAUCCUGGCUAAUAGCCAUUUAUGGACCUAUUCUCCAUGAACUUAUCUAAUUUAUUUUUUAAACUCUGUUAUAGUUUUGGCCUUCACAAAAUUGGUCUCUGCCGGCAUCACUUUGGCACUUUUCACAAGCACUGAGUAUACUAAAACAAUUAAGAAAAUAAAAUUCUUGCUAAGUUAUGCCCAAGCAAUGCCCUGUCCAGCUUUCCCCAAAGUGCAGCCAGACCCUGCUUAAAUCUCUACGGCUGGUAGCUGCUGUUUCACCUAAAGCAGUGUGGCUCAUCCUUGCAGAGAAAGGAGAGGGUGUGUAGGGGAGAGAGAAAAGGCAGGACAGAGAGAAUCUCCCGGGAGAUGCAAAACAAGCUCCCUGGAUUGCUAGGACUAGUGGUGACACGCGCCAGACAAAGGAGCUGGCAUUCUAUAAAUGAGGCAGCCAGCAUCAGCAAUUGGCUGAUUGCAGCGAGAGCAGCCUCUCUGUCCAGGGUCUGUGAGAGCAAAGAGAAAGGAGGGGAAAUCAUCCUAUUCUGCUGGAAGUUCACUGGCUGAACCAGGUUUCAAGAGCAGCAAGCACCUGUGUUUGGGAAAAGCCUUGAGUAUGACCAGAAAGAUCUUCACCAACACCAGGGAGCGAUGGAGGCAGCAAAACGUCAACAGCGCCUUUGCCAAGCUGAGGAAGCUCAUCCCCACCCACCCUCCAGACAAAAAACUGAGUAAGAAUGAGACACUCCGCUUGGCCAUGAGGUACAUCAACUUCCUUGUCAAGAUCCUGGGGGAGCAGGGCCUGCCUCAGACAGGAGUGACUGCCCGGGGGAGUAUACUGGGGCUGUUCCAACAAGCCCCACAUUUGCAGAGUAUGGAGGAACUGACUCUGAUUGAAGACUGUGGAGUCCCUUCUCCAGGCACAAGCAGCAAUAUUGCAGAGUGCUGGUCAGAGUCGUCGUCUCCCUAGCAGGCAAUGAGUGAUGCAGUCCUGGUGUUAGUUUGAUAGUCUCCUUUGCAUAACUUGUGGAUUGUUUGCCUCUGUACAGUAUUUAUUUAUAUCUAUUACUGUUGCAUUAAAUAUAUUUUUAUUUAAAAGGAAAGGAGGUGGAAGAAGGACAAUGGCUUGGCUGAAUAGGGUGUGGGACCCUUUGAAUCCUUGCAAAUUCCCAUGUAGUGAUUUCACAGAUUCAUGGAAAAAAUCAAAGCCAAGAGGGGACCAUUAUGAUCUGAGCCUCUGUAUAACAGAGGCCAUAGAAUUUCAUCCAGUUAUAGCUGCAGUGGAAGAGAUUAUUCUUCCUUGCUACGUAAGGCUUGUGGCUCAGCUAGCGUGUUUCACUUAAACAAUAUCCAGCCUCGACUGAAAGGUUCCAAGCGAUGGAGCAUUUACCACAUCCCUUGGUCAGCAGUUCCAAGUUAAGAGUUUACAUCUUAUUUCUGUAUUGAAUUUUUCUAACAUGUAGCUUCCAGCUGCUGGUCUUGCUUUGCCUUUGUCUGUUAGACUGAAGGGCUCUCUAACAUCAGAAUGAAGCACAAAUGAGUAUAUAAAAACCAGCCACCAAGAAAUUAAAACCGAAAUGCCAGCUAUGUUGAAAGAAGAAAUGUUAUGGGCGAAGUUUCAGCAGAUGCAGUGGAUAGAGUCCAUCAGCAAAUCUAUACCCAGCUGUGGGAGCACCGGGGCCGAGGAACUGGCCGUCCUCAUUCUGGCUCCAUUCAAAAUCCGCUCCUCUGACCUUCCAUGGCAGGACUUAAAGGGCCAGGAGGUAGCCUUAUGAACAUGAAUCCCUUGGCCCAGCAAAGGCCCCUGUAUGCAAACGUCUAGGCAAAUUCCACACCACCUGCAGACCAUGCCAAACAAGAGCAGGAAGUGGGGACUCUGUGAAGCUGUUGCUGGCCUGAAUACAGGCCUGCAUGAGCCCAGAUUUUUCAGCAAAUAUGUGUGGCCAUUUGGCACGCUUCCAGUGGUUCUCAAACGAUAGGGUGGGCCUCCCAAGGGAGGCACGGGAAUGUGUCAAGGAUUGUGCACACUCUGGUUGUGUGGGUUGGGUUUUUUUAAGCACUCUGGGCUCUGGCUGUCAGUCCCGUAUGGCUGGGGCUCGUGCAGAAGGGCUGUGCACACCCGGGAAGCAGGGAUAAAGGGGACAGGCAGAGCCUUGCCGCCCCCCUCAGUCCCUCACUGGAAGGCAGCUGUGGCAUGAGCUCUCCUUCCCCCCUCCUCAAUCCCUCACUGAGGCAGUCUGGGCUCAGGCUGUCCUUUCCCCACACUCCCAAUCCCUCACUGGAUGUGGUGGGGCUCUGACUGUCAGUCGGCGUGUCUGUAGCAACGCAGAAGUAAGGGCAGCAAUGGGGCACUAAGUCUGCUGUGAAUGGUGAAAUUGAUGCAUCCGAUGAAGUGAGCUGUAGCUCACGAAAGCUUAUGCUCAAAUAAAUCUGUUAGUCUCUAAGGUGCCACAAGUACUCCUUUUCUUUUUGCGAAUACAGACUAACACAGCUGCUACUCUGAAACUUUUCACAUUGCCACCCUCACUUCUGUGCUGCUACUGGCUGGGCUUCUGGCCAGCAGCUGCUGCUCUCUGCUCUGUCUUUAGAGCUGGGGUGGCGGUAUAUGUACUGGGGGAUCACAUAAACGACUACAGACAUGAAGAAGAGGGCCUGAUCAAAUAAGUUUGAGAACCACUACUGUAGGGAAUACCUAAAUUAUAUAGCAGAUACUGAGAUGAUAACAUUUAGGUAUCUCAGGCAAUUGUCAGGUGUUUAAGGAUGACCACGUGGAGUGGGAGAGCAAUUGCACUGUAGAAUGUUGCUCACCAAUCAGUUCAUUUGAGUAUCGGAGUUGCCCUCCUGCAUCAGCAAAGAUCUGAACAGCUCAUAGGUGUUAAAAAUCAACUUGAACAGCAGGUAGAAAGUCUAGGGAUUCAAACGUAAAGGGUUUCUGGGUCAAAUCCUGCUCCUGCUGCAGUCACUGACAAAACGCUCAUUGAGUUCACAGAGAUCGGGAGGUGCACGCAAACCUGAGAUUGAAGUACAUUCAUUAUGGUUCAACAAGUGGAAGUGACCCGUGCUCUGCCAGAUCUCCUGGGCUGCUUCUGCCUCCUAGUGAGAAGAUGAGCCAUCUUCAUAAACUGUAGUUAGGGCUUUGAAUGCAUUAUAGCUUGCAACAUUUACGCUUGUAGCACAGGGAAUCUGUCACCCGAUGAUGAGUUUCCUAUCAGAAUCACACACACCUAACAUGCAAACAUCUCCACAUUCCCUAUAUAUUCAUUUGUCUCAGGGGAGCUGACAAGGAAAAGAUUUGGCCCAGCUGGGCAUGGUUUUUUGCUGAUCUGAACACUUACGAAAACUGAAGUUUGUCAAAAACAUUUCUGCUGUGGCUCUGUGAUUGCUGCUGUAUUGCACAGUGGAGCUAGCAGAAAUAUUUCAAAUACUGACAAAAAAAUUUUAGUGAACAAUUAAUUUUAUUUUUCAAAGAGCUCUGGUUUCCAGCCUAGUUACUCCUAAAUUUCGGCACUUUGAGGACAUGAAAUGAGUGAAGUGGAAACAUCUGAGUGGAAACACGGCAAGAGUCUUUUUCAUGAUCUAUGAAGUUCAUGCUUUAUCCUUUCCUAUGCCCACUUGAAUGUGGCUACUUGGAUUGAUAUUGUCUAUUCUAGGUAUAGGCUCAACUGUAAUGGACUAGCUUCUCAUCCUGUGUAUCUGUUGGCUUCAAUGGAAUUACACCAAGGAUUUGGCCAAAUAGGUGUAAACAUUUACAUGUGAGGAUUGUUGGUGCUAUUCUUUCCAUCAGCCCAUUGCUAUCAUUGGAAAUGUUUUCUCAUCAGCAAAGCAAGUCAAAGUAGAUCCAUUCUUUGAACUGAAGUAUUGUUGUCAAGGAAAGGGAAGAAGCCUAGCAAUUAAGUAAUGUGAAAUGCUUGUUAUUUAUAUAUUGAAAACUUUUCUUACUUUUGGUUCAAAUGUUUUUUGUUCUCUUUUCAUUUAGGAUCUCCUACUCGGAGGUACAGCAUGUGUGUGACUAGAUUUAUCUACCAAAGAUUUGUUUGUCAGGACUUCUCUUCGUUUUUUGUGAUUUCUUAUCUGUAUGGCUGUGAACAAAUAUGGUGUAACUGAUCACAUUUUGUUGUAUACAGUGUUAUUUAACUGCUAAUAUAUUCAAAAUAAAUUAUUUAAGAAACUAACCUUUUUAUCUUUCUAAAAUUUACUCUUAAAUUCAAAAACAUCUGGCAGGGGAUAUCAAAAAGUAAAGCAGAAUGAAUUAUAACAACCAGGAUCAUUUUCAUGUUCAGCAUCAACAUGCAUGCUUCUGAUACUUCAGAAUAGUUACCAGCAAUGCUUAGAAGUUAGAGAUGGUCCAAAAACCAAGGACAAAACAAACCACACCCCUAUAUUUUUUUUUGGAAAAUGUUCUACUUUUUUUUUGGUCAACUUUUCAUCAAAGUGUCAAUGUUUGAAAGAUUAUGGCCAGCUCUUUGGUUGAUCAAAAGUUUAUAGAUCAGUAAAAUGUGUUGCAAAAUGUUAAUUUUCCACCAAAAAUUUCACAAUUCAAAAGAUUCAAACCAGCUCUGUUUAGAAAAAGUAGAGGUUCGUCUGUAAGACCACAAAACUGGGACCCAGUUGCGGAUUUUGAACACCCCAACAGACGGGGAUGUCAGAUAGGGAUUACUUGCCAGUUCUUAUUGGGAUCCGGUUUGAAUUCAGAUAUCCCCAAAGCUCAGUGAUGCUUGGAAUCCAGAGUUUGUUUCUGGCCCAUGCCUGUGUCCCAAAGGGUUGGUUUUACAAUCUAGUCCCCAGUGGUUGUUGGAUGGGGUCUAGGAAGGCCAGGGGUGGCAAUGCUGUGGUGAAAAGAUAAGAAGAGGGUCUCUGUGACUGGGAGAUGGGGUAGCAGGGACUCGUGCCUGCUGUGGGAUUCAUUCCAAUUACAGGAAUGGAGGCUCUGAGAACUUGGAUCUGUUAACUUCAAUGGAAGAUUUGCUUGAAAAAAGCAUGAUUGGGCCCAAAGGGCUCUGGAGGAAGAAAUCUGGGGCCUGAAUCUCAUUUACACUCAUGCCCCUUAAAAUCACCAGUGUAGGGUAAAGCAGCCUCAGUGUUAGAAGAAUAAGACCUAUCGUUUUAAGGCCCCUGCAGAGCUUCCCACUGGACACCAACAAUUUCUGUAAAGCGGGGCUGUGUGACACAGUGUGUGUGACCUGCGCAAGGCAUGGCUGAUACCAGUCAGUUCUGUGUUCUUGGGGAACCAGGGUGCAACACCUGAACAUAGCCAUAUAUGAACAACAUACCCUCAUAUCUCAAUGUCUGUACUUUGACCCGUUAACCUUUUACUACCAAUCGGGGAUAUUGCAGAUUAUAUAUUCCUUAUGCCAUUUGAGCUUAAACCGAACUUUGCACCCCUUGAUAAUCUGUACCUUAUUCUCUGAUAACCAGAAACUUCUACACUUAAACUCUGUACCAUUUCUUUAUUUUAACAUCAUCUUAAUAAAAUUAUUAAAUCU
Messenger RNA from Dermochelys coriacea (leatherback sea turtle), 5463 nucleotides. RefSeq names its product TAL bHLH transcription factor 2 (gene TAL2). The transcript is spliced from 2 exons. Gene Ontology annotation, molecular function: protein dimerization activity; DNA-binding transcription factor activity, RNA polymerase II-specific; RNA polymerase II cis-regulatory region sequence-specific DNA binding. The record is from RefSeq and is a predicted model, not a curated record. Gene Ontology annotation, biological process: regulation of transcription by RNA polymerase II. Lineage: Eukaryota; Metazoa; Chordata; Testudines; Dermochelyidae. Bases 597 to 950 code for a protein of 117 amino acids.